UUGCAACAGUUUUCUCGAAACGAUUAAUCGAUAGGUUGUAUCGAGCUUUAUUCGUAAUGUUAUGUUUGAAAAUAAUUCUAACCUAAAUGUUUCGCUAUCGAGAGUAACCAUAAUCUGUGAUAUCGUAAUUAGUCAUCCGUAUUUAUUUCACGAAGGAAUCUUCGAAUUAGAAAGAUGUACAAAUUAAAUGUUUUCAUUGUCUUGUGUUCUUUUUCGAUAAUUAGUUUGGUUACUGUACCAGUUAAAACGAAAUCUUACUGUGAAUUCAACGAAGAAAUCUUUAGUUAUUUUUAUAAUUUAACUAAGUUAUCAAAACCUGGAGAGGAUAUCGAAAUUCAGCAGUCUGCUAAUGAAAGUAUACGAAUGCAAUUAUGUUCACCAUUAAUAAAAAAAUGCAAUGGGAAGGAUGGAUAUUCUAUAUGUCUAAAAAAAAACAACAAAGAAAUAGGAAUAGGAAAAGUAGUACCACAGUUAAUAACUAAAUUUGGAAAGAUAAAGUUUAUAUUUUAUGGUGACGAAUGUAGAUCAGGUAUUAAUUAUAAAGUUGACAUUCUUAUGUUAUGUGAUUAUUCUAUAACAAGUUAUUCAGUACCAACUGUACAUAAACAAGGAAGUGAAUGUCACUUCCAAAUGAUAUGGUCAAGUGCUUUUGCAUGUUGUGCUAACAAAAAGGAAAUAAAUUGUACUGUGACUAAUCCUUCUGAUGAUUCCCAUUAUGAUCUUUCACCAUUGAAAGGAUAUUCAGAAAAUUAUAUUAUAUAUGCAGGAACAAAUACCUCUCUUGAAAUAAUAUUGAAUGUUUGUCAUUCUGUAAUAUUUGGAUUUGGUGCACUCUGUCAAGCAAAUUCAGGAGCUUGUCUUUAUGAUCCUGUGAAAGCACCUACAUUAGGGUAUUUAAAUUUGGGAGAUGUUCAAGAAACUCUUAGUUUUGAUUCUUCUAAUAAUUUAAUACUAAAAUAUGAAAAUGGAGCUAUAUGCAAGGAAAACCAAGAGAAAGGACAGCAGGAAGAACAUAUUCGAACAACUAUUACAUUUAUCUGUAAUUUAAAAGCUAAAGAUACACUUCCAGAGGUAACAGAAACUGAUGGCUGUCAUUAUCAAUUGACAUGGAUUACAGCAGUUGCUUGUAGCUUAGAACAAUUACAUGAAUAUAGUGUAAAAACAUCAAGAAGAUGUAUUAUAGAUAAUCCUAUUACAAAUUUUAUGUAUAAUUUAGACUCUUUAAUGGAUAAAGAUUUUAAUGUCACCUCAUCUCGAGGUACAAAGUAUAAAUUCAGUGUAUGUGGACCUCUUAUAAAUAAUACAUGUAAAGCAGGAACAGGAGUUUGUCUUGAAGAAAAUGGUACAUCUCUGGGUAUGGCUAAUACAAAUCUGAUGUGGCAGGAAGGUGGACCUUAUUUAAAUUAUACGGACGGUAACAAAUGUAAUGAUAAUCAAUACAGUCAAACAUUUAUUGCCUUUUUUUGUGGACCUGAAGGAUCAUCAAAUGAUCCAAUUAUUAUAGAAGAAAAUCCUUGUCAAUUGAUUAUUCAUUGGAAUCUUAAUUUGGUUUGUGAAAAAAGAAUCAAAUGUAAUAUUCCAGAUACCGAAGUUACUUUAGAUUCUUUAAUAAGUUCGACUAACAAUUAUAUUGUACAAAUAAAUCGUACUGUAUUUUAUAUAAAUGUAUGUCGAACUAUAAUACCUACUCCAGGCUUAAAUUGUACGCACGGCAGUGGGAUUUGUAAAGCUUCAUUAAAUGCUAAUAAUGAACUUGUAGAAGAAGUUAAUUUAGGUUUUCCUAAAGAAACACUAAUAAUAUAUAACAAUCAAUUAAUGUUGCGUUACAUCGAAGGUUCGGUCUGUCCAGAAAAAACAGACGUUAAGAUUUCAUCAGUUUUGAUAUUUUUUUGUAAUAACAUAAAUGAACAUUUGCCAAAAUUUAUAAAAUAUAGUAAGUGUACAUAUGUUUUUGAAUGGAGAACUAGUGUUGUUUGUGGAACUAUCUUGGGCCACUGGAUCCCACCGUGCGGAAUAAAAGAUCAAUUUUUUUUAUAUCAAAUCGAUCUUUCUUCAUUGUAUAAAAACCAACCGAUACAUUAUGUCCAAAGUGCAAACAGAAAUUACAGUAUAAACAUUUGUGGAGAACAGAAAAAUGGUAAUGGAUCAAGUAUUGCAGUGUGUGAAGACUGUAAUAUUUAUGGACCUUUAUCGUACAUUAUUUUUGAUUUUUAUCAAAACAUUAUAAAAUUUAAAUAUCUUAAUGGCAGUAAAUGUUUAAAUAGUUCCUAUAUGGCGGAAAUCACGUUUAUAUGCGACGAAACGAGUGAAACUGAACCAACGCUGACAUGGGAAUCAGAUUGUAUAACAACAUUUGACUGGCACACGAAUAUAACUUGUCUUAAUCAAACUAACGUAGGAACAAGAUUUAGUUUUGAUGUUGGACGGAACAUUCGAAAAACUCCUACUCGUAUCGGCCUGGUUGCUAGUAUCGUAAUUACUUUAUUUAUGUUUCUGCUAGCUUCAUGGUAUUGCGUUAAACCAAAUAAGAGACGCUAUUUUUUGCAUUCCUGUUUUAAUUUUUUCAAAUCCAGAAGAAAUGGCCGUGUUCAAUACCACAGGAUCGGCACUAACGAGCAGGCUCGUCUUUUAUUAGAUGCCAAUAAUGAUCCAACGCAGUGUCAAUCGGAUAGCGAUGAUGAUCUUUUGGAUGCAUAGUUGUAUUAUUAAAAUAAUUUUUUACACUUUUAUUUAAAGAACACAAUGAUGCGGCAGUGCUUAAUAUCUUUUAAUAUUUUAAUCGCAUAAAAUAAAGUUCACUGUUCUCUUAUAAUAAUUAUAUAUAUAUAUAUAUAUAUAUAUAUAUAUAUAUAUGUAUAUAUAUAAUAUAUAUAUAUAUUUAUCUUAAAAAUCAAGUACAUGUUACCAUUAACUAUAAAAGAAGAAUCGCACAUGUAGAUAAUGAAA
Molecule: messenger RNA, 2946 nt
Organism: Vespula vulgaris
Lineage: Eukaryota; Metazoa; Arthropoda; Insecta; Hymenoptera; Vespidae
Gene: Lerp
Product: cation-independent mannose-6-phosphate receptor
Exons: 17
Coding region: 175-2697 (840 amino acids)
Biological process (GO): lysosomal transport
Molecular function (GO): D-mannose binding; signaling receptor activity
Source: RefSeq, a predicted model, not a curated record